Physcomitrium patens is the source of this 3337-nucleotide messenger RNA. RefSeq lists its product as uncharacterized. Gene Ontology annotation, biological process: activation of protein kinase activity; mitotic spindle assembly; regulation of mitotic spindle organization. The record is from RefSeq and is a predicted model, not a curated record. NCBI's taxonomy places the organism in Eukaryota, Viridiplantae, Streptophyta, Bryopsida, Funariales, Funariaceae. Gene Ontology annotation, cellular component: spindle; nuclear microtubule. Gene Ontology annotation, molecular function: microtubule binding; calmodulin binding; protein kinase activator activity.
GAACGCUCAAUACAACAAUCCUCGCGAUGCGAUGUCUCCCUGCCCCUCUUUGAUCGCCCCCGCACCGCGCAUUUGGUCUAGACUCGCCUUCUUCUCGUGGGUAUUUGUUGUGUUGUUGUGUAGAGUUUCAGUCUGCGAGAUUUGGACAAUCGGUUUUUAGGUGGGUUCAGGUCUUCUGAGUGAUUUUUGGAUUGUGGAGGUGUUGCUGCUAAGGAAGAGUUCGUGGAAACUGUUCGGAGGAAGAGGAGGAGGAGGAGUUUGAAUCCAGGAUUAGAAUAAGAGGAGAGGGGGGGAUUGUUGGACAGAGUAACGUGAGUUUUUGGUGAGGGAGGUCUACGAUUUUAAGUUCUGGAUGUGGUCGAAGGCAGCGGAGAACUUCGGGCGAAGCGAAUCGCGUGGAGGAUUGACGAUGUUGUAGCACCGGAUGGUUUUUUUGGAGUGCCCUGGCAAGAUUUGUAAUGCGUGCGAUCCUGGAGUUGGUGUGUGUCAAGAUGGACUUAUAUAUGGUUACAGUACUGCUUCUGCCUUGACAACUUUCUGAAUCACUUAGCAAGACCUCGUGGAGAUCAGUGGUGUGGUUCUGAUCCCGUAUUUUCUCACCGUAGAACUGAUUCGUGGGUCACGGUGAAUCUGAAUUGUUUAAGGUGUAGCACUGAAUCUGUAAGGCUAUUGACCCUUCAAAAGUUUCUGACUGAUGGCUGUGGAGGCCUUAAAGUCCCCUUUGCAACCUGCGUCCAAUGGCGCCGGGGGCUGCUUUGGUUAUGGCUCUGCCUCCGUACAGAGCGGGGGCUGCCACGCAGAGAAUUGCAACCCGAACAUGGGCAAAGAGGCGGUCACGCCUGGGAAGUGUGCUCCCAAGAAGGCGCCUGGAAAACCCAAAUCCACCAUCCUGUGCGAUAACGAUGUGGGCAAGUCUCCUGUUCGAAGGAGACUGGAUUGUGACGCUGGAGCGCUUGAGGGCGGGGUCCUUGGGAAGAGCCCAGCGAAAGUUGCUAUGCUCAGAGAGGUCGGGAAUUCUCCUCACAAGCACUUUUGCAGAUCACCCAGGUGUGCGGCGAACAACCCUGAUUACGCAGUCCCUGCUCCACGGCAGUAUCUGAAAUCGAAGCGCCACUUAAUACCUGGUUGGCAGCCACCACAGAACUCUAAGCUGAAGGCCUUAGCUUCAUCGGUGCCUGUAGAGGAUAACAGUUAUGAUCAUCAUACAAUCUGUAAUGAAGCUGUAGAAGAGAAUAACGGAGAGGACGUGUUUUCCAAGACUGUUGUUGAAACUGCUCCUGACGGAAUUGAAGGAGAACUUACCAGAGUAAGCGACACUGAAGCCUGUCUGGUUCCAGUUGUGAAACAUUCCACCCCGCGAAAGAUACAUGUCGUCGAACCACCUAUUCAGUGGGUCGGAGCCGACGUUGAAGAUCCAGCAACAGAUGUGGAGGGAAGAGUGGGUCCGGAGGAUGUAGUCGAGGUUCUCCAGCCGCAGUCUGUGCUUUCAAAUUCAACUCGCGAGGGUUCAGUAAAUAAUGCCGUAGAAGAUGUCAACCUUGAAAGCAGAGACUGUAAUGAAGGAGCACUGUCCACGUCGACCACAUCGACUCGUCCCCGAACUGGCGAUGAUGUUACAUUGGAUGCCACUAGUCGCGGGAUACCCGUGAUCAUGGAAGAUUCUGUACGUGCAAGCAGAAACACAGUGUCCAGCGGUUUCUCGUUUAGGUCCAAAGGUGAUGGGCGAAGUUAUAGUAGGAGAGACACAUUUGGUAGCUCGCGCCCUCUGCGAAGAAAAUAUUACAAGAUGGGUGGUAGGCGCCUAUCUGUCGGAACUUCCAGUAAUCAAUCCAUAUUAUUAAAUAAGCAGGAAGGACUGAAAAGAAAACAGGCGGAGGAGUGGAUGUGGGACUCAGCCAUUAAAGACGCUGUAAUGCGACUAGUUCCUAAGGUACCUGGUACUGUCAACGCCUUAGUGAAAGCAUUCGAAACCGUUAAGCUCACGGAAGAAGAGAUACAAAGAGCAAAGUACAAGAACUCGCAUGUUGGUCGAUUGGCUCAGAAAGAUUCACAGUUUUCAGGAGGAUGCGGAGCACCUGAAUCUUCAUCAGUAGACGUAUCGCAAUUGGAGACCAUUGCCUCCAUAAAUAAAGUGCAUGCGUGGGAUGAGUCCAUGGCUUCGGCAGAGCUCGUCGACAAUAUGAAUUCUCUCCAUCCUGAACAAGAUGAGAAGGACCUCCCAAAGACGCCGAAAAGGGUAGAAUCGAGGAUUGCCCCUUAUACCAGCAAGUCAGCACCACCGAAAGUCCGGACUCAGCUAUGGGCAAUUAGUGGCGAGCAAAGCACGACCUCUAAAGAUGACACUUGCAGCGACAAAGGGGCAUCCACUUCUUCUGGAAAAACAAGGACAACGGCAUGGACUUGUACUCGGAAAGGUCAAGCAAUGCGCUUGCAAAAACUUAAGCGUUGCACAUCGCUGCACCCCUUUAGACUCCGUACUGAGGAAAGAGGAGCAAUGAAGGAGUACGAGUUUUCAAAGAGGCUUCAGCAUAUGUGGCAGGAAGAGGAGCGGUUGCGGAUCCCAUUAGCGCAGGGAUUACCGUGGACAACCGAGGAGCCUGCGAUUCCGCCUAAGCCUCCAGUGAAGGAGCAAACUAAGCCAGAAGCUUUCAGGCUCAUUACUGACAUUAGAGCUGUCGAGAGAGCUGAGUUCGACGAUUGUGUUGCUGAGCGCCAAAGACAAGAGGAAAUGAUGAGACAGGAGGAGGAAAUGCGACGCAAGGUUGCGGAGGAGGAGGAAGUGAGGAGGCUGCGACGGGAGAUGGUACCCAGGGCACAACUUAUGCCCUACUUUGAUCGUCCCUUUAUGCCACGCCGAUCGUCAAAAAAAUUAACUGUGCCCAGAGAACCGAAGUUCCUCCUGAAACAGCACAAAAGGCCCAGGUGCAUGGCAGGUUGCAGCUCAAUUGCUGCUUAGAGAAUAAGCUAAGUCAAUAAUCGAAACUACAUCUCGUACGUGAGACCCAUUCUUCUUCCUCUUAACUGUAGGUGGGAGAGCCCAAUUCCCCAGCUUUCUCAAGGAAUAUUCUUGUCACAGGUUUUAUAAGUCCACCUCGCUCACCUGUGAAGCCAUCUCCUGUAAGGUGAAGAUCUGUCGUGGAAAAGUCACAGGGCACCAAUCUGAGUGCAUCAUGUAGCCUUCUCUGCCAGAGCAUGCAGCCUUUUUUACAGGAAAUAAUAGAUAUGUACUAUCUCCCAUAGUAUUACCCUGAUGUAUUUUUUGAGAAAUUGUAACAUGUAAUGACCACAGCCCACUCGGCUGAAUUUAUCUAAGGUUUCAAGUCAUGUUUUGGAUCAA